Molecule: messenger RNA, 1605 nt
Organism: Myxozyma melibiosi
Lineage: Eukaryota; Fungi; Ascomycota; Lipomycetes; Lipomycetales; Lipomycetaceae
Product: adenylate cyclase associated N terminal-domain-containing protein
Exons: 3
Coding region: 1-1605 (534 amino acids)
Biological process (GO): actin filament organization; cytoskeleton organization
Cellular component (GO): cytoplasm
Molecular function (GO): actin binding; adenylate cyclase binding
Source: RefSeq, a predicted model, not a curated record
AUGGCCGAAUUCCCAAACAUCCCGGGCUACAACCUGGUCACGCUCAUGAAGCGACUCGAGGCCGCAACCUCCCGGCUCGAGGACUUGACCGUUUUCCAGAGCCAAUCGAUACAAUCCUCGCGCGAACCGUCGGCGAUCAGCACGCGCGAGCUACCCAGUGCCUUGGCUACCUCGUCCGCUACUCCCGUCGCUGCUGCCACACCCGCCGCGCCCGCCGAGCCCACGCCUGCGCCUGCGCCCGAGCCAGUCGUCGAGCAGAUCUCGCCGGCGGUGCAGGAAUUCGACGAUUAUGUAGCCGAGUUUGUGACUCCGUUUGUGGCGCUCAGCAAGGAGAUUGACCCGGUUGUUGCCGAGCAGGCGGAGGCGGUCGCGAGUGCGUUCGCGGCCGAGCGCGAGUUUUUGCUGAUCGUGUCCAAGGCGAAGAAGCCUGCUGCUUCUGAUUCUGCGUUUAUGGAUCUGUUCAAGCCGAUUUCGGAGCAGGUUGUUAGAGUGCAGGAUCUGCGCGAGGGGAACCGAAGGUCAAAGUUUUUUAAUCAUCUGUCGACCGUUAGUGAGGGUAUCCCCGCCAUUGGAUGGAUUGGCGUCGAGCCUACGCCUGUGCCGUUCGUGGGGGAGAUGAAGGACAGUGCUCAGUUUUAUGCCAACCGAGUCAUCAAGGAGUACAAGGAAAUUGACAAGAAGCAUGUUGAGUGGGCUCAAGGCUACCUGAAGCUCCUUACCAACCUGCAGGCCUUUGUCAAGAAGAACCACACCACCGGCCCCUCGUGGAACCCCAAGGGCGAAGAUCUGGCCACUGUCCUUGCGUCCUCCAAGUCCAAGGAGGCUGCUGCUCCUACUCCGGCAGCUCCGCCCGCUCCCGCCGCCGGUGGCCCUCCUCCACCCCCGCCACCCCCACCUUCUUCUGUCUUCCAGGUGUCUUCCGAGCCCAGUGCUCCCGCUGGCGGUAUCGGCGCCGUCUUUGCCGAGAUUAACAAGGGUUCCUCUGUGACUUCUGGUCUGAAGAAAGUCGACAAGAGUCAGAUGACGCACAAGAACCCUUCGCUGCGAGCCAAGGAGCCCGUUGCGCCGACGACCAAGUCCAAGACUCCGCCGCCGCCUACGAAGCCGCAGAGCUUGAAGCAGAAGAAGCCGCCUCGGAUGGAGCUCGAAGGCACGAAGUGGAUCAUCGAGAACUACGAAAACAACCCCGAAGUGAUCGUCGAGGUCGAGAUCAACCACGGCGUCUUCAUCCACCGCUGCGCAAACUCGACGAUCCAGCUCAAGGGCAAGUUCAACGCGCUGACGAUCAACGAGUGUAAAUCAACCGGCAUCCUCAUCGAGAGCAUGGUCUCGGGCGUGGAUGUGAUCAAGUCCACCAGCUUUGGCCUGCAAGUGACCGGCAAGCUCCCCACGAUCUCGAUCGACCAGUGCGACGGAGGCCAGAUCUACCUCAGCGACCAGUCGCUCGACGUCGAGAUCUACACUUCGAAGUCGUCGGCUAUCAACAUUAACGUUCCUGAUCCGGAGCUUGAUGGCGAUUUCAAGGAGCAGCCGGUGCCGGAGCAGCUCGUGCACUCGAUCAAGGAUGGCAAGCUCGUUAGCACUAUUGUGGAGCAUAUGGGUUAG